AAAGCAGGCAGGUUGGGGACGACCGAGUGAGGGGAACUACUUGUUGAACAACGUCCACAUCUCCAACAAGAUCAUCAUGAUGGCCUGGAUUCCAGAUUUGUCUAAAAGUAGGUAGCUUUCACACAAACAACACACACAUUCCAGGGUACUCUGUACUUUCUACAUACACCGAGUGAUAAUAGCGUACUUUUCCAUUGGCUACUACUUGCUCAUCAUCUGUGAUUUUUUAAAGAAGUUCAACUCAGAUUAUAUAAAUUUGUCAAUUUGUCAUACACGGCGGAACAAGCGGAAUGAGCUUGCCAACGGAAAAUAGCAUCUAUUACAAUACUCGAGCUGAGAUUUUCAUGGUGUUGAAGGAUGUCAACACGUCAUACACGUUGACCCCGAGUACCGGUGAGCUAAAAAGUAGUGCAAACAUCAAGAGCCAACAAGUCACCGUUUUUUGGAGACCUCCUGGGGCAUUACAAUGGUUAGAAAAAUACAAAACGGAAAUUUUACCAGGAAAGUCAAAUUUGCAAUUUCUUGCUUCACUGCUAUUUGACUUUGAUGAGAAAGAUGCUACGUCAAUAUCCUUAAAAUUCGAAAUGAGACACCUCAUCACUUCAAAAAAGGGUCCCAUCCCAGAAACGAUGGACGUGAAACGUGACGAAAUGUCACUUUGGAGUACUGCGCACACAACGUUGGAUAAAAUUUUAGUUUCUGGUAGCAAAGGAUUGGAGUUAUAUCUGUCCUUGGAUUUUGGAGUUUCAGGCACUAAGUAUUUGACGAAACAGCCAAGGAAACUUUUUCCAGGAAACUUGUUGAUUCGGGGAGAAAUUUUGCAUCCGUCGCCUUAUGGGGUUCUACUUCAAUUUGGAUUGCAGUCCGAAAAAUCCACCGCAGAUUAUUUUGUCGAAUUACAUAAACUUAACCAGGAUAACGCUUUCGAACUUUCUCACCCUUACACUUUGGUAUACCGAAGCGAGCUUGAUGAAGUAUUGGCCAAUUUUCUUGUUUCGGAUGGGAAACGAGUAUAUUUUAAUGAAUCGAGAUUAUCCAACGGCGACCCGGAUCGAGUCCUAAAAAUUGAUAUUUUCAAAAAGGAGUCAUUCGACAGGAAAGGUUUUGCAUUGACUACUUUGGGUACUUUGCUAAAAGAUCAAUAUCAGGAGCUGAUUGUUGAUCGAGUUGAUUCUUUCUACCCUUACAAAAAGCAGAAAGAAAUCAAAGUCAUUCUUAAGCUUUGUUCCAAAAUUCCAAAUCAUCCCAUUGAGUACUACUUCAACCAUGGAUGGAAAAUAGUCCCCGUUUUUGCCAUUGAUUAUUCCCGUUCAAACUGGAAUGAGACACUGCAUAAACGAAUUCUUCACGAUUCCAAAACUGGUAGAGCACCUUAUGAAGAAGCACUAGAAUUUUGCUCUGAAGCCCUGAGCGCAGUGGCCUAUGGUCACGCCGUCUUUUACGGUUUUGGAUGUCCCUCAAACGCUUACAUGAAUGCAUAUCGGCCUGGGCACCAAUUUAUCGCAUCUGCGUUGAAGAACUAUCAUGACGGUCUUUGUCUCAGUUUGAUGUCUGCCCUCAGCCUUUCUCAUCACCAGCAAGGUCGCACUGGGGUUGGCGGAGGGGCGAGCUCUCAAAGUUCGUCCACGUCAUCCACGUCAGCCUCCAGCGCCAUCGUCCUGUACACUGGAAGUCUUUUGUCCCCGUUGCUCAGUGACCUGGUAACAUUAAUUUCAGCAAGGAAAUGCGCUUUUGAAUACUACACCGUCGUCAUUCUUACCGAUGGACAGUUCACGGAUUGCACAACAUAUAUGACGUUGCUGAAAGAAUUGUCGAUACUUCCGGUGUCUCUCAUUUUCAUCGGGAUUGGUCUUGGAGACUUGAGAUUACUUCUACAACUAGAUCAAGCUUGGUCACUGUCUUUCAAUGGGAUUUACUUGAGUAGGAAAUUUGUGCAUUUGAUGCAUUUUAGAUCUAGGAGUCAUUGGGAGGCUGCACUCACUCAUGAACAGUAUCGAACUGAUCCAAAGCAGAUUUUUACCAGAGAAUUAUUAACUACCGUCCAAGAACACGCCCUCGAUUAUUUUAAGAGAUGUUCCGAGUAUAAAAAGUAAUUUAAUGGUUGUGAGUGUAUGCUUAAAAGUAAGUCUUAAUACUUAACCAACACAUUGUUGUAAUUGAUUGUCUGUGUGUAUGCUGGAAUUUAUUUACUAAAAAAUUACAGCUAAAAACAAACUGCGUAUAUUAGACUAUGUCAUAUGUAUUUAUGUAUGUAGAACAUAUUUUACAAGAAAUACAUUUAAUGAAGGUUUCCUUGAUUUACAAUAAACACGAUCUUUAUAUAUUCCUCUA
Messenger RNA from Folsomia candida, 2331 nucleotides. RefSeq names its product copine-9. Bases 291 to 2093 code for a protein of 600 amino acids. NCBI's taxonomy places the organism in Eukaryota, Metazoa, Arthropoda, Collembola, Entomobryomorpha, Isotomidae. Gene Ontology annotation, biological process: cellular response to calcium ion. The transcript is spliced from 10 exons. Gene Ontology annotation, molecular function: calcium-dependent phospholipid binding. Gene Ontology annotation, cellular component: plasma membrane. The record is from RefSeq and is a predicted model, not a curated record.